Molecule: messenger RNA, 3320 nt
Organism: Colossoma macropomum (tambaqui)
Lineage: Eukaryota; Metazoa; Chordata; Actinopteri; Characiformes; Serrasalmidae
Gene: tmpoa
Product: thymopoietin a
Exons: 6
Coding region: 99-1265 (388 amino acids)
Molecular function (GO): DNA binding
Source: RefSeq, a predicted model, not a curated record
UGUGGUGGCCGGUCGAGCCGAAGAUAUGAUGCUCGGCUAAUGACUGUUAGCCUGCUGGCAGCGAACGCCUCCGUUUCUCGGACUGAAGAGAAGCAGACAUGUCGGAGUUUCUGGCUGACCCGUCCGUCCUGACCAAAGACAAGCUGAAAAGCGCCCUGGUGGCCAAUAACGUGGCCCUCCCGAACGGCGAGCAGAGGAAGGGCGUGUAUGUGGAGCUGUACUUGAAAAAUCUGACCUCUCAAAACAAGAAGAGCGGCGGCGCUCCGGCUCCGACUCCGGCUCCGGCUCCGGACGCCUUCUCCUUCUCCAGCGACGAAGAGCUGCCGGCCCCGGUGGUCUCCAACAAGAGUCGCUCCGGCAGGAAAGCCACCAGGAAGACGGACAGAGUCCGGCCAGAGGAGAUAGAUGUGACAGAGCUGACCAACGAAGGUCUGAAAGACCAACUUCUGAAGUAUGGAGUCAAUGCCGGACCCAUUGUGGCAUCCACACGUAAGGUGUAUGAGAAGAAGCUCCAGAAGUUACUAGACCUGGGCCCACCUGAGGCGGUCGUACCCCUCUCCGAACCUACUCGAACUGACAACAGUCAGAAUGGCAACACUGACUCAGACCAGUACAGCGAUAAGGAGGAAGAAACACCAACAGCAGUCCCAGAGCCUGAACCCGAGCCAGAACCCGAGCCAGACCCAGUCCCAGUGGUGGAGAGGCCAUUGAGGAGCAGAGGAAAAACACCAGUCACCGCCAGAACACGCAGUGGCCAGCACAAGAUUGAGAAGCUGUCAGCUGUUGAGCACACCCCAAAAACUGCAGAACGAGAUGUGCUGAAAGAACUGUUCCCCAACGAGGCCCUCAACACACCCACAGGAAUCAGUGCUACCCGUCGCCAGCCGAUUAAAGGAGCAGCCGGUCGGCCCUUCAGUGACGCGUGGAGGGACGAACUGCGUCCACGUCUCACCGAGCUCAGACAGACCACCUCGUCCUACACAGAGAGCCGUUCCAUCUCUCGCGCCAGCGCCACCCCCCUCUCCUCCGCUCCCCUCUCCUCUGUUCCCCUCUCUUCCGUUCCCCUCUCCAGCGUUCUCAAGCCUGCAGCGCCGCCUAGUGUACAGGCCAAAACCCGGCGCCGCCUGCCAGUGUGGGUGCAGCUGCUGCUCCUCAGUGCUGUGGCUGGCUUCCUAUUCUUUGUUUACCAGGCCAUGGAGACCAACGAAAUCAGCCCGUUCGGCCAGCCGGAAAGCAGCAGCUCGUCACAGGGCACCAGCAAAUGAACUCCCUUUCACUCACGUCCCUCUUCGGUUCUCGCCCCAGCUAGAACUUCUCUUCAGCAGCCUCGGACAAUUGGUCAAAAGACCACCUGUGGACUUCUUUUUUCCCCCCUCCAUACAUUCAAGACAGUAAACCACAGAUUCUCCAUCUUUGUUCUCAUCUUUCUAACUGACGUCUGGUCAUCGUCCAGAAACAAAGGACCUUCUGCAGGUUUAGGUGAACCUCUUUUGUCCCCAAGUGUGAAAACAUUUGAAUUUUUUUUUUUUUUCUCGUCUGUUUUGAGGGUCUCUGUUUUGGGCUCUUUUUGGUGCUGGGGAUGCUUUUUGGUGGGUUAAUAAGAAGCAUCUAUGUGAAGAUGAAAUUAAGGACUAGCCAAAGGAGCAGUGAAUAAUCAUGUGUGUGUAUGUGAACAUGAUCUGUAAAGGCACACUGUGGCUCUGGAUUCACGGGUUAGCCAGCUACGGUUUUAACCCUCAGCUCUUUGCCGCUGCAGUUACUUUCACUUAAUUAAGUCCGCCUUAAACUGUACUGAACUGAACUGAAAAUAAGGCCGAAUGGUCGUCUCACUAGCCCAUGAAUCCUGCUUCACGGUGAGCCAGACUAGCGUCUGUGUGACAAACGUUUGCGCAUUUAAUUUCAUGUAUUUCUCUGUAAGAGCGUAACUCAUUUAACACUGUCGCCUCUUAUAGUAUUUAUGUAUGUAAAUCGCGUUUGAAGUAUAAUAACGUUGAGGAUCACUUUGAUUCAGGUAUGACGCCACAAACUUGUGCCAGUAUAUUCAAAAAUGUCACUGCUGGCUUCUGUUUAAAGAGCAGGAACACCUGGCUCUUAAAGGGCAAUUCCACCCAAAUUUCUGCAGAAUUCAAUCGCAUGUAAACACAGUCACUCAGAGUUGUUUAAUGUGGAUGAGAAACUUAGCAAGUCAGAAUUGUUCACAGUGUUGGUGAUGGGAACCAGACGUCUGAAGAGUUUAGUGCCAUUUAAAGUUCAAUUUUGGAAAAUUAUUACAUGAAAGGGUUGCAAAACUGAUACCUGAGACGCUCGAAACAUUUUUUUAAUAGUGAAUGAAUGGCGGAGAGAUACAUGCAGAGUGUUAUGAGGCAAAAUAGACCCCAAAGAAAACACAUUGAUUCAUAUUUCCAACUUUAACAUCAACAUUCCAUAUAAACUCAGAAGACUCGUGUAGGUUCACUGGUGGUUCUGGAUAGUAAAUAAAAUGUCUAUAUUUGUAUUGUAGUCAUGGCGACCCCUGGUUCCUAUCACCAUCACUGUAAAGAAACCUGAAAUUUUCAAAAAGAGGUGGAAUUCCCCUUUAAGUAAAAGAAUAUCUUAUAUUUGUGAAAAUAAUAAUAAUAAAUAAUAAUUGACCUAAACAGCUUAUUAGUUUUGAUAAACAAUUUUCUAUCAUCCUAACAAUUUCAAAAUAUAUUGUAAAAUUUUUAAAAGUUGAAUUUUUUGUCUAUUCAAAUAGAAAAUGAUUUGCAUUUGGUAGAAUAUUUGUGAUCCCAACUAUGUUAAUUGAUGGCUUGCAAAAGUCAGUCAUAUGCAAAAUGUUUUGUUCAUAUAUAUAUUAUUAUUAUUUUUUUUUGUAAGUGAAAAUAAGUUAACACACUGCACAAUUUACAGCACAAUACAACACGAUUACUGUUAAUUUGUUCAGUUUAACAAACUGGAAAUAAAUCAUAAAUGUGGUUUGUGUGCAAAAGUCACAUUUUUAUGAUUUAUAUCUUUCCAAUCUGAACCCAGCAAAGAGAAUAGAAUCAGUUAACAUAUUUUCACUUAGAAAAUCAACAAAUCAUGUAUUUGACUGGAGGAUUUAAGACUUUUGCAUAAAGACUGAAGUGCUGAAGAUGUGAAGCAGCUUCUCUUCGCCAUUGUAAUUUCAGUAUAUCUAUGUCGUCUGAAGUACUUAAUGUAUUUAUUUGUGUUUGGGAGGGCGGAGCUGACCGGAGGACUUGGGUUGGGCUUUUGAAUCUGAUGUUUAGUUUUUGUUUUUUAUACUGUAGAUGGCACAAUAUUAUUUGUAGAAAGCAAAAAUAAACUUCAUAUCAAACUUU